GCGGCGAGCUCGCGCCAGUGCGCAGCCGCACGAGGGCGGAGCCCCGGCGGCUGCGACAUGGGGGGGCGCGGAGGAGACGCCGGAAGUAGCGGUGGUACGGGUCCCACCGAGGGGUACUCGCCGCCGGCUGCGUCCACCCGAGCGGCCGCGAGAGCCAAGGCCCGAGGGGGUGGGCGUGGCGGCCGCCGAAACGCGACCCCCUGCGUGCCCUCUCGUCGCGGAGCGGCGCCGCCUCGCUCCCCUCCACCAGCUGCCAUGAGCGAGCGCCUCCGCCCCAGGAAAAGGAGAAGGAAUGGCAACGAAGAAGACAACCAUCUUCCCCCUCAGACCAAAAGGAGUAGUAGAAACCCUGUCUUUCAGGAUUCCUGGGACACAGAGGUAGGAAGUGUUACCAUAACAAAACACAGUAAAGAAAACAGACUAAAAGAAACGGAAGCGUUCUGUGUGUCUUCGGGCAGUGACAGCGGCGGCAGCAGCAGCAGCAGCAUCAACAGCCCAGACAGGGCCAGCGGGCUAGAAGGCAGCUUCAGCCAGACCGUGGCCGGAUCCAGCCCCAACACCCCCCAGCCUGUGCGUGAGCAGUCCGCACUGUGCCAAGGCCCCUACUUCCACAUCAACCAGACCCUGAGGGAGGCCCAUUUCCACAGCCUACAGCACCGAGGGCGGCCUCUGACAUGAUGUGCCGGCAGUUUCUUGCCUUCUGUGAAGGGACAGCGCUGUGCAGAUUUGAUACUUCAACUUACGACUUGUUUUAAAAAAAUUGCACACAAAAAAAAUGCCUGUUGGCUUUUCAGUCUAUAUUUGAAAUAACAGGUUAACAGGCAGUUGUUUACUUGUGGUUUUGCUGCACUAUUGCAAUUUCCAAGGGGCUUUGAAGCAAUUUUUUAUAGAAUUCUUUUGAGGGAGGGUAUCAAAUCCAUGUCAAGGUAGUGGUAUGAGAAAAUCUCAUCUGUGUGUUGAAUCCAUAGUGUGUCCCAUUCAGACCGAUUUUCAAUUCUGUCAAUUAGAAAUUCUAUGUAAAAGGGCCUUUUAAAAAUGCGGGAUCUUCAAUUUUUUAAAUUCAAUAAACUAGUGAAGUAUCUAGUUUCCAUGAAAAAAAACAUACUUUUUUUCCCAAACUAUAGAAAGCUUGAUUCAGUCUUGCACUGAAAUUAACUGCCAUACUACCUCUUAGCAUGUAGAUGUUCUAUUGAAAGUACUCUCUCCUCUGUAAGGGAACAAUCAGAUCCCAUAUGGACUGUGCAGGGAAGCACCCUCCCUCUUAACAGUCUCCACUCUUUGUUAUAUAUUUGUAUUUCCAGGAAGAGUGUCGUUUAGACUCUUGUGCACCCAGCUAAUUUCUGUAUCAACAUUCCUCCAGAGUCUGCACCUCAGACUUUAGUAGAAAACCCUGCACAGUUCUGAAAGUGAGGAACUAUGUAAUGACUUUUCGUCUUACAGACAUGUUACAUCAGCAGCUCACAUGAGCUCAUCAACAGUUCCAUCCUGUAGUGUCAGUGACUAAGGUGUUUCGAAGGCUGAUAAGGUGUAAGCUACCUGAUGUAAGCAACAAGUAUUGUGAAGCCACUGGACAAGGAUGAACCCUGUGCUUCAGGUAACCCCUGACAGGAACCAGGGGCCACAUUCCAUCAGCGCUACUGGAAAGGUCGGUGUGGCUUGUAAGCAGAUGAGCAGAGGCACCUUUAGAAGAGAGAAGGCAGUAGUGUUUAUUUAGAGAGAGAUGGACAUGUUCCACAUUACUUAGUCAUACUAGAGAGCCAGCCAAGUUUGAAUAGUGAAGGCGCCGACGUGUCAUCCUCCUCACUGACGAGCUGUCUGAACAAGGAGCCAGGAAGCAUCGGGUCACCAGCUUCGGAGCAGGCCGGGGGGACAACCUGCCAUUGGAUGUAGAGGAAAGUGCCUUAGAGUUGAUCAGAGCCCUCCUGCCUGCUCGCCCUCUACGCCAAGCCAUGCGGAGUCCACACGGCACACACAAGCAGAGAUGCGCACCCAGCGAACUUGCUGUUUGUCGAGGUUGAAGACGACACAGGGAUAGCAUGAGAUUUUACUAUGUGAAGAACUCCAAUUUGAAAAUGAGGAUUGUCCUAGGAAAAGGGUAAACAGAGGCACCUCCUUUCCAUAGUCUGUUCCUCUGGUAUGGGCAGAAUUGAAAGGCCAGUCACCUGGAGUGGAAACUCAGUGUUUUGGGGGAAGUUACAGCAUAGGCCAUGCCUAGGUAAUGGGUGGUUCUUUGCAAGAGCUUUUUUCCUUUUCUUUUUUUUUUUAAACUACCAUCUCCCAGGUUUUAAAAUCAAAUUUUUAACUAGGACUUUGGAUCUUAAUGGGCUAAGUGGCAGGGAAUAUGGAAAGGGCACACUGCUAAUAUUUUGUCUAACAGUAAAGCAAACAACUAAAUGCUGUAAGAAGGCAAGCUGUUUGCGCUCUCAAACACACGUGUACACAACACAAUUCAGAAAUACCCAGGAGGACUCCUGCAGGCUUAACGGAUGGCAUCCUACCGAAACAAAAUGUGUAUUAACAAAAAAUGUAAAAAACACCUUUUAUUUCCCACCCAAUUAAAAUAUAGGGAAGAUGAAACCAUCAUCAGAACUAAAAGAAUUUUUUCCACAUAAGUACAAUCAGAGCACCAGGUUAGCAGGGAACUCUGACCCUACUAAAUUCAAGAGCAUCUCCACCCUUUCUAGAUGUUUUCUACAGCCUUGGCAGCCUGAGGUACAUUUCUGUUAGGAGGCUACUUGGUAGCGUCGAUGGGCAUCUUUUGAACCCUUCAGCUCAAGCUAGUGAAACCUUGUACUUCUCUGUUGCGCCGCCAUUAAAAGCAGCAUUAGUGCA
Molecule: messenger RNA, 2832 nt
Organism: Carlito syrichta (Philippine tarsier)
Lineage: Eukaryota; Metazoa; Chordata; Mammalia; Primates; Tarsiidae
Gene: VCF1
Product: family with sequence similarity 104 member A
Exons: 4
Coding region: 58-678 (206 amino acids)
Source: RefSeq, a predicted model, not a curated record